AUGAAAACCCAAGAAAACGGCCAAUAUGCUGAUGUACAAGAAAACGAUCAAUUUGCUGAUGUACAAGAAAAAGACCAAUAUACUACAGUACAGGAAAUUGAGCAGCAGCAGGAUUAUGAGCUCGCAAGAGUUGUAGAGCCCACCAAAGAAGACUGGUGCAACUUGAGAGAAGUUUCGGAUGAUAUUCCCAAGGCUGCCUAUCUUGUAAUUUUGGUUGAAUUUUGUGAAAGAUUUACUUAUUAUGGCUUGACUGGACCAUUCCAGAACUACAUACAAAACCCUAAUCCGCCAAGUUACCCAGCAGAUUUACCUGGGGCGAUGGGCAAAGGUCAGCAGGCAGCCACGGCUUUAACGACGUUCUUCCAGUUUUGGUGUUACAUUACGCCCAUCAUCGGAGCUAUUAUUGCAGAUCAAUAUUGGGGUAAAUACAAGACAAUUCUAGUAUUCGCUUGCAUAUAUUUUGUUGGGUUGGUUAUUCUGACAUUGACAUCCAUACCCGCUGCAAUCGCAUCAGGUGCUACCUUUCCUGGAUUUAUUGUUGCAAUCAUUAUUAUUGGUUUUGCCACGGGUGGAAUCAAGGCUAAUGUUUCACCUCUUGUCGCCGAACAAUAUCAAAACACCAAGCCCUUUAUCAAAUUACUUCCACGCAAAAUUUCCUCAAAAUUCUCAGCCAAUGAAGAACGGGUUAUUGUGACACCUCAAGCCACAUAUCAAAAGCUAUUCAACAUGUUUUAUUGGGGUAUAAAUGUUGGUUCUCUUGCCGCUAUCACUACCGUCAUUCUGGAAAAAAACUGUGGUUUCUGGCCAGCUUUUCUGUUACCCACGCUUGUAUUCAUACCUGGUAUUCUACUUGUAUUGGCCGGUAAAAAAUAUUAUGUUCGCAAUCCUCCUCGUGGCUCUAUUUUUAUUGAAGCUGGUAAAGUCAUUCGGCUUUCUUUUAAAUAUGGCCUCGAAGGUUGUAAACCAUCAGUAAUGCGUGUAGAUCAUCCUGAAGAAGCUCAAAAGGCUACAUGGGAUGAUGUUUUUGUGGAUGAACUUCGUCGAACUUUCAAAGCGUGCAUUGUAUUUUGUUGGUUUCCUAUUUACUGGCUUUGCUACUCACAAAUGACCAACAAUAUGGUUUCAAUGACUGCCACAAUGAAAACAGGCAAUGUCCCAAAUGACAUUAUGCAAAAUAUCAAUCCUUUGACACUUGUGGUUUUAAUUCCUUUGAUGGACCGCUUCUUCUAUCCUGGUCUUCGUCGUUUUGGGUUUCAUUUCGGGCCCAUGGCGCGCAUCACAUGUGGAUUCGCCUUUGCAUCCUUUUCUAUGGCCUACGCCGCUGGUAUUCAGGCCUAUAUUUACAGUAAGGGUCCCUACUACGACCAUCCUACCGGCAAUGGUCAGAACGAUGUUUCUGCAGGAUUGAUUGUUCCUGCAUAUGUUUUAGUAGCAAUAUCAGAAAUUUUCGCUUCUAUCACGGGUCUAGAAUAUGCUUUUAGAAAGGCGCCCGAGAAGAUGAAGUCUCUUGUCAUGGCAACUUUCCUAUUAACCAGCUGUUUUGGUUCCAUUCUUGGCUUUGCCCUGGUCUCAGUGGCAGUGGAUCCCAAGCUUUUAUGGAUGUACACAGGUAUUGCUGUGGCCAUGGGAAUUUGUGCGCCAUUAUUCUACUAUUGUCACGGAAAGAACGAUCAGAUUGAUGUAUUAGAAGACGCAAUUGCUAGAAAUAAUGAAACCGAAACGGCUGCCGAAUAUGAAGCAGAGGUUAAGCCUACUGUCUAA
Messenger RNA from Mucor mucedo, 1761 nucleotides. RefSeq names its product POT family-domain-containing protein. The transcript is spliced from 3 exons. The record is from RefSeq and is a predicted model, not a curated record. The coding region runs from base 1 to 1761 and encodes 586 amino acids. Gene Ontology annotation, cellular component: plasma membrane; fungal-type vacuole. NCBI's taxonomy places the organism in Eukaryota, Fungi, Mucoromycota, Mucoromycetes, Mucorales, Mucoraceae. Gene Ontology annotation, molecular function: tripeptide transmembrane transporter activity; dipeptide transmembrane transporter activity. Gene Ontology annotation, biological process: transmembrane transport; oligopeptide transport.